UCUAGUGUCUUCUUCUUCUUCUACCUUUAGACACAGACACAGCAGCCUCCUGUCUCUGCACUGAGGCACCCCGGGGUGUUUGUGAGAGAGACGGGCUCUGUCUAACUGUCAGUGCUGGAUCCUUAAUCCCCUCUCCUUCUCUUCAAAGGAGCCUCAUUUUACCUCUCCUCCUCGCCUCACUUGAGAAGAAAACAUGACAGACGCCUCCACCAACAUGCGGCUGAAGCUGCCGGUGGUCUGCUUCAUCCUGGAGAUCAUCCUCAUCAUCCUCUUUGGCGCCUUGGUAGAGUACGACUACGAGACGGAUGCAAAGAAGUGGCACAACAAGACCCACGCUGACUAUGAGAACGACUUCUACUACCGCUACCCAAGUUUCCAGGAUGUGCACGUGAUGAUCUUCAUUGGUUUCGGCUUCCUCAUGACGUUCCUGCAGCGGUACGGCUUUGGCAGCGUUGGCUUUAACUUCCUGAUAGCAGCCUUUGCCCUGCAGUGGGCCACGCUGAUGCAGGGCUUCUUCCACGGCAUGCAUCACGGCAAGAUUCACAUUGGGGUGGAAAGUAUGAUCAAUGCAGACUUCUGCACGGGAUCUGUGCUCAUCUCAUUUGGAGCCGUUCUCGGUAAAACCAGCCCCGUCCAGCUGCUGAUCAUGGCGAUGUUCGAGGUCACGCUGUUCGCUGUCAACGAGUUCAUUCUGCUGACUUUGCUGGGGGUCAAAGAUGCUGGUGGCUCCAUGACCAUCCACACAUUCGGUGCUUACUUUGGCCUCAUGGUGACCCGAGUCCUCUACAGACCCAACCUGGACAAGAGCAAACACAAGAACUGCUCAGUGUACCACUCUGACAUGUUCGCUAUGAUCGGUACCAUCUACCUGUGGAUGUUCUGGCCCAGCUUUAACUCGGCCAUUACCGCUCACGGAGACGACCAGCACCGCACAGCCAUGAACACCUACUACUCCCUGGCAGCCUGCACUCUGGCCACCUACGGCAUGUCCUCCCUCACAGCACAUGACGGCAAGCUGGACAUGGUCCACAUCCAGAACGCCGCCCUGGCCGGUGGCGUGGCAGCAGGAACAGCAGGUGAAAUGAUGCUGACUCCAUUUGGCUCCAUGAUCGUUGGUUUCCUAGCUGGAGUCAUCUCUGUUCUCGGCUUUAAGUUCCUCUCUCCCAAACUGGAGAGCGGUUUGAAGAUCCAGGACACCUGCGGGGUUCAUAACCUGCACGGGAUGCCCGGCGUUCUCGGUGCUAUCGUGGGAGCGGUGACUGCUUCUGUGGCAACCAUGGACGUUUAUGGAGACGGGAUGGCAGACGUGUUCCCUGAGAUCGUAAAUGGCCGGACAGCAUCGACUCAAGCGGGCUUCCAGGCUCUCGGCCUCGCCGUCACCCUCGGCAUCGCCCUGCUGGGAGGGCUUCUUGUUGGUUUUAUCCUGAAGUUGUCCGUCUUCGGUGCUCCUCCUGACGCCAUGUGCUUCGAGGACAACAUCUACUGGGAGGUUCCUGGAGAAGAGGAGGGCCACGAGGCCCAGCUGACCGACGUGAGGCCGGCCGAGGCUCAGAAGCUAACUGCUUAGACACACACACACACUAACACACACUCGGAGGUGUUGACAUCCUAGCACUUGAGUAUUACACCCAUAGGUUGUACAUUUUUAUUUACAUCUUCUGGAGAGGAAAAAAAAUCACAUUUUUAAUGGUGCAAGCAUCAAAAAUCUCCCUUUUUAGAGUGUUGUACCAGCUCUGACCAGCAGAGGGCGGUGCAGAGCUGCAUCACACAGACCUGAAUGAGGAUUACAUAAAGACCAAGCUGAGCCUAUCUGAUAAAAAUCAAACCAAAGAAAACACUCAUUUACUACAGCUGUGAGUCUAAAGGGAAUAUCUGAAAAGGAAAGUUACAUUUUAUAGUGAACAUGUUUAUUUUUUAGUUUUUUAUUUUCAUGCAGAUCGCUGCAGAAGCAAAAAUGCAUGCAUGUUUUAUCUCCUAUUAUUUUAAGGGUUGGGAUUUUAUUUGUCAUAUUACACUGUAGUUUGUGUUUAGUGAGAGUAGAAAUGUUUUUUGAUUUGAUGUGUCCGGACCUUUUUAA
Molecule: messenger RNA, 2077 nt
Organism: Cheilinus undulatus (humphead wrasse)
Lineage: Eukaryota; Metazoa; Chordata; Actinopteri; Labriformes; Labridae
Gene: rhbg
Product: Rh family B glycoprotein
Exons: 10
Coding region: 194-1567 (457 amino acids)
Biological process (GO): ammonium homeostasis; ammonium transmembrane transport
Cellular component (GO): plasma membrane
Molecular function (GO): ammonium channel activity
Source: RefSeq, a predicted model, not a curated record